GUCUUGAUCCAUCUUGUGUUCGGGUCUUCUUUGCUUGACAUUCAUAUGGAUAGAUAUAUAUAUAUAUAUAUCCAUAAAUUUAUAUGUUUAUCCUUUCAUUCUAAGAAAGCCUAUAAUAGAAAACAUUAUAAUGAGUAAAAUGAUGCAAUUUAUUUGGCUUUGGCUUUUCAUUUUAAAUUAUAUUCAAGCUUUACCCGAAAUUGCUGUGAAAAGACGUUGUUCACCAUUAGGAGGUUAUUGUGACCGAUCAAUUGUCCAUCCAUGUUGUAAAAACUCAGUUUGUGAACUUCAUGGAUUUGCAAACGGAACAUGUGUUAAAUGUUUAGAUGUAGAUUGGGCUUGUUUAAGUAAUUCAGAAUGUUGCAGUGGAAUUUGUCGUCUUGUAAAAUGUCAACCAAAGAAGAAAAUUAAAAUUAGUGUUUAUUGAAAUUCAUAAGAAAUGUAUAUUUAAAUACAUGAAUACAUUACUUUAGAA
Messenger RNA from Schistosoma guineensis, 475 nucleotides. The record is from the annotation of a GenBank genome assembly. Lineage: Eukaryota; Metazoa; Platyhelminthes; Trematoda; Strigeidida; Schistosomatidae.